GUCGGAAGGGGUGUGGCCAGCGUCAUGCGAGUUUAUAAAUAGAGAUCCGCUAACAUCGGCGGCAGCAUCACACACUGCUGCUACUAUUGUGUUACAGACUGCGAUGAACAACAAGAAGUCGCACCUCUGGCAAGGUGAGAAGUGAUUGUCAGAUUCAGCAUGGAGAGGUAUUUGUUCAACCCACCAGAUGGAGGCUAUGGCUGGGUUGUGGUCACCUCGGCCUUCUUCAUCAUGGGCCUCACUGCUGCUGUUCUUAAGAAUUUCGGCCUGUUUUUCCUUGAAAUCCAAAAUCACUACAAUGUUCUUACUAGUACUACCUCAUGGGUGACCUCAACCACCAUUGCUGUGUUUCAUUUGGGAGCUCCUCUUGCCAGUGCUCUCAGUAUGCACCUGUCCCAGCGCACUGUUAUCAUGGUCGGAGGGCUUCUGGCUGCCUCAGGAAUGAUUAUCGCCUCUUUGGGCCUCAGUCUGCCUUGGAUGUAUCUGUCUGUGGGUGUAUUGCAAGGUCUUGGAGUCUCAUUUUCUUGGAUACCAGCUAACAGCAUGGUCAGCCAUUACUUCAAACGCUGGCGCCCCAUUGCCUAUUCUAUAGCUAGUUCUGGAGAGUGUGUCUUUGCCAUGGGGUUCAGCCCAUUUUUCCAGUGGCUUAUCAACAGCUAUUCUUGGCAGGGGUCUCUACUCAUCAUUGGCGGUCUUCAGCUGAAUCUGUGUGUGUGUGGUGCUCUGAUGAGGCCCCUUCAAUCUGCACAAACCUCUAUCCAAGGCAAACCUGUGCUGGACUCAAAAGGUGAAAGCAGGACAUCAAAAAAAGGUACUUUCCAGUGGCGUCUCAUUCAGAGGCCUGAGCUGCUGCUAUAUAUUGUGUUUGCCAUCUUGGCUGCAGCAGGUUUCUUCAUCCCACCUUUGUUUCUGGUGCCGUAUGCCAAUAGUUUGGGCAUGGGGCAGUAUUGGGCUGCCUCCGUUCUGUCAGUGCUGGCAUUGGCAGACCUGUUGGGCAGACUGGCAUGCGGAUGGCUGGCUAACCUGCGGCUCAUGAGAAACCUGCAGCUGCUGACCAUGGUGGCCACAGUGCUGGGGGUGGUGCUGCUUCUGCUGCCCAUUGCACAGAGCUACUGGACCAUCCUGGUCUUCUCCUCGCUCUAUGGCUUCCUGUUCGGCUGCGUGGUGGCCAUCCAUGUGACUAGUAUCGUGGAUAUUGUUGGACUGGACGGGUUUGAUAGCGGUUUAGGGCUCUUCAUGCUGUUCCGGAGCUCUGGAGGAUUUGUGGGUCCACCUGCUGCAGGCUGGCUGGUGGACUGGACUCAUGACUUCAGUGCUGCUUUCUACUUUUCUGGCAUCUGCCUUGUCUUGUCUGGGGUUUUUGUGGUGCUUGUUGACAGGAUGGUGGAGAAGAAAAAACUCAAUCUACCAGAUACAUUUACAGAGACUACAGAUCAUCCAAUACAUAAAGCGGACAGUGCAGAUGUUUAAAAGCCACUGAUGAUAAUUUACCAGUGUUUUACUUUUGUUAUAUAAACUUGUAUCGAUUUAAAGCCAUAUUAUAUUAAUGUUUUUACCUUUCAAAAAAGCUGCGGGCUUUUUAUUAUCUCAACCUCUCACCCCAUAUCUUCCAGGCAGAGAGAUAUCAGUUUAAGACUGUGGCUUCAUUGCCAUGUUUAAAGCCAAUAAUUGUUCACAUACAAUGACAACAAUGUGCCAUUCAGAGCCUGUUUCUGCCCUUAGAAAUAAUUAAAGAAGCACUGAGUGCAGAUAAGGCUACUUAUUUCAUCGUGUACAGAACAAGCAUUCAGUGAGAUAUGAUUUUACAGUAUCUGAAAGAAAUAUAAAUAUUAUGAUCUCUCUGUUUGUGUGCAUACAUGGCAAGUAAUAUGUGAAAUUACAAAUUAUAUAUGCAUUUACGCUACAUACAGUGGCUCCAAAAAGUAAAGUGGCAUCUGCAAACAAGUAAUGACCUUAUUUUUUCUGAUAUUACUUUCAAGAUGAUUUUUGAAUGGCUUAUCUUUUGUUUUAUUUAAAAUACAACAAACUUCUUUCUCUGAAAUGUUUUACUUUAAAAGUGUACUUGUAUUGUAUUUAAAAUAAAUAUUAGUUUCAUACUCUUAAAAGUGUUAUUUUAGUAUAAUUUAUAUAGUAGUAUAGUUUUUGUUAAUAUUUUGAAUUAGAUUUUAUUUUUAUAUCUCAUUUUUGUUUUAAUUUUUAAGUUUUAGUCAUUUUGUGUGGUUCUGUAAUUUUUAUUAGUUUUUUUCCACAUUUGUUCUACUUAGUUUUUAUUCAGUUUCAGUUUUUAGUUUUAGUUUGAUAAUUUAAAUGAAUAUGGGAAAUGUUGCAAUUACAUUCAUAAGUGUCUGAAUACUUUUUGGGCCCACUGUAUUAUUUCAGAAAGCCACAAAGAUUUAUGCAACAAAAUAAUACAUGGUUUUGAGCAGUUGUUGAAUAAGUGGACUGUGUCUUACAUUUAUUUGUCUUUCAUGCCUUGUGUUUCAUUGUAUAAUACCACAUUGCUCUGAGUUUGUAGGGAAGUUCCUGUCUACUCUGAAUAUAUGAUGUAAAUUAUGUGUGUACUGUACACACACACACACACACACACACACAAACACAAACAAAACUUUGGAAUCACAAAGAUGCCUUAGUAAUGUUGAAAUCUGCUUAAAUGGGCAAAGCUGCAAAAUAAGUUUUAUAAAGAAUGUGCCACCUUUAACCUCAAAAUAACAACUGCCAGCUAAAAAAUAGUGCACUGAACUAAUGUUCCUCUAAGGCAGCAGAAUCGUGUUCAGGUUUAUGAAAACAAGCUGUAGACUUUUUAUAUCAUGACCAGUGUUGGGGUUUACAAGUAACUUGAGUUACGUGAUCAGAUUACUUUAAUUUAACAAGUAAAAUAAUACAUUACUGUUAAAUUUACAACAAAAUAUCUGAGUUACUUUUUCAAAUAAGUAACGCAAGUUACUUUGUUUUUCCAUUUAUUGACAACUCUACAUGUGUGAAUUUGCAUUUCCUUUGGCCUAAGGCUUGUUCUUUUCACUUUCAGUGUGAAAGGACCCUUACAUUUGGCAAAAAUAGAACUUUUUUUUUUUGUUGUUAUUUAAAAAACAAACAAGCAAGCCCAGCCCAGGUGAGAAAAAGUAAUGUGCAACAUUACUUUCCAUAAAAAGUAACUAAGUAACACAAUUAAUUACUUUUUAGGGAGUAAUGCAAUAUUGUAACGCAUUACUCACUGAUCACGACAUAUCAAAUAGUAUGUCUUUGAUGUAAAUGUGCCAUGACCUGUAGAAUUGUGCAAUGUAAUUUAAUGUCAUAUGCAUAUUUUAGUCUUUUGGUACUUCCCCAAAUGCACAUUAUCUUACCAAAGAUACAUAGAGAAAAACACUGGUGGCAGUGUUAAUUGGGUUUAUUGAGCAAGUAAUGUCUUCGUUUACAGAAAUGGAUUUGUUGUUUUAUGUACAGUGUUUGAAUUUUGUGGUGAUGAAAAGACUUGCUUUUUUUCCUUAAUUGCGAGUGACAAUCAGGGAACAUAUGGUAUUUAUCCCGAUGUUCCCUUUGAGUUGUAAAAUAAUAAUAAUUUAGGUUAAUCCAAUCAGAUUUAUUUCUGUGUAGCAGAGCUGUGUGAGCUGAAUGUCAUUCAUUCAGCCUUUAAGUUUUAUUAAAUGCAAGAAUUAUGCUGUUGACAACCACUUAUUGUUUUUAUAUUCAGGGGCAUUUGAAUAUCUCUUUUGACAUUUGUCUUUAUACAAUGCAUUUUUAAUAUUUUUUAAAUGUAUAGUCUAGUAAGCACCGCCAAAUUGUAGCUAUACAAUGACACAGAUGUAUAAUUUAUAGUCAACUAAAGACACACCGAUUAGAAAAAGGUUUUGUUUAGAAUAAUUUUACUAAAAAACGUGGUUAUUUUCACUAAGAAUUAUGUCCAAAAUCGUUUAUGAGACCAGUGAUCACAUCACAGCUUGUAUUCUCCAGUGUAAGCAAUGAAUGUAUAUUGAGAGAUCAUCUCGCUGUCCCAUCACCAGGUGGCAGUUUUACCACAGUAAGAGAAGCAUGUGUUGUACACUGCCAACUGUGGAUAUGUAGUGUUGAUCUUGUUACAUACAAUAAAAAUAUAUAUUUUCAA
Molecule: messenger RNA, 4099 nt
Organism: Ctenopharyngodon idella (grass carp)
Lineage: Eukaryota; Metazoa; Chordata; Actinopteri; Cypriniformes; Xenocyprididae
Exons: 5
Coding region: 160-1470 (436 amino acids)
Biological process (GO): monocarboxylic acid transport; transmembrane transport
Molecular function (GO): monocarboxylic acid transmembrane transporter activity
Source: RefSeq, a predicted model, not a curated record